This is a messenger RNA of Striga asiatica, 441 nucleotides long. The record is from the annotation of a GenBank genome assembly. NCBI's taxonomy places the organism in Eukaryota, Viridiplantae, Streptophyta, Magnoliopsida, Lamiales, Orobanchaceae.
AUGAGUUCUCUAUCCCAAGAAAUACCAUCUUCAGCAAUGAGAUCAGAAACCCAAAUAAGGUUAGGGGAAGAGGGUGUUUUGGUUAACAGGGGUGCUGGUUUAGGAAAUGAGGAACUGGAUUCAGCUAAUUUUGCCUGUCUUCUUGUCCACUUUUUCCCGGGUUGGUGGGUUACUGGGCUAGGGAGAGGGGCUAUAGCAAGUGGAGGUGUGGAGAGUGAGAAGUCCAUGGGUUGGUCAACGAAAACUGUGUUUGGGUUUUGGAAGUCAAGGAGUAAAGAUUUGCUUGAGGCUUUGGUUUUGUCUAGUUGGAGUAUUAGCUGGAGAGCAAGAGAGGGAGAUGGUAAUAAGGCUUUAGAGGAGGAAUCUAUUGGCUUGGAUGAUUGUACAGGGGAGUUGCUGGUACCUACUUCUGGGGUAUUUUUAGAGGUUGAAGUCCCCUGA